AUGGUUGUUAUGAAAUUUAUUCAGAGUCAUAUAUUUUCUAGAUUUGGUUGUCCCAAAGCUAUUAUUAGUGAUGGAGGAACUCAUUUUACACAUCGUCAAUUUAGAGAAUUACUAAGAAAAAAUAGUGUAAACCAUAGAAUGACAACUCAUUACCAUCCACAAACUAAUGGAGAAGCUGAAGUAGCAAAUAGAGAAAUACAAAGAAUCUUAAAGAAAAUUGUGAGACCGGAUAAUAAGGAUUGGUCUACAAAACUAGAUGAUGCUUUGUGGGCUUAUCGACCACUUUUAAAACACCUUUGGGAAUGUCUCCAUUUAUGUUAA
Spirodela intermedia is the source of this 321-nucleotide messenger RNA. Lineage: Eukaryota; Viridiplantae; Streptophyta; Magnoliopsida; Alismatales; Araceae. The record is from the annotation of a GenBank genome assembly.